Tricharina praecox is the source of this 1987-nucleotide messenger RNA. Its product is annotated as putative D-aminoacylase. The transcript has 2 exons. Bases 177 to 1883 code for a protein of 568 amino acids. Lineage: Eukaryota; Fungi; Ascomycota; Pezizomycetes; Pezizales; Pyronemataceae. The record is from RefSeq and is a predicted model, not a curated record.
GGGUUUCACCAACAUCUGGCGGGCCCGAAGGCUUGGCUGUGUUGAUCCCCGGAGACAUGGUCCCAGGCGGGCCAUAUCUCCAUUGAAUGCACAUGACCACCCGCGCUAUUCAUGUCCAUGCUGCUGAUAUUAUUCUUCGCGUUCCCCGUCUCCUUCCUCGAGCUACAACAUGAAAAAUGCUACUCGCUCGCCUCGAAGCGCUCGGUCCGAUCAUCUCGACUCUCAUAUCAAUAUCGGGCACACCAGGCCUUAGUCUCGGCGUAUUGCACCCAUCCCUCCCUCCGUUGAACAGCUCACAGGAAGCGCACGUCUACACCGCCAACUUCGGCUACCGCGACGUUUCGGCGCGCCAACCACCAACCGAGAACACGACGUACGUGAUCGGGUCGCUGACGAAAGGCAUAACCGCGGCGCUGCUUGGCCAACUCGUCGAUGCCGACGCCGUGAGCUGGAGCACGCAGCUGCACACGCUGGUGCCAUACACGCGCGAUGCCGACGAUCCCGCCGCGAACAUCACGCUCGAAGACCUGCUCAGCCACCGCUCGGGGCUGCCCGGCUACAAUGCCUACUGGCUGCAGUCAGGGAAUACUCCCGUGCUGCCGCGGAGGGAGGCCGUGCGGAUCCUGAGCGCUGUGCCCGCCGCGGCACCGGUGCGCACCGCAUUUGUGUACAACAAUCUCGCCUACGAGGUCGCGGGCCAGGUGCUCGAGCGACUGGCCGGGGCGCCGUACGCGAAGGUGUUGGCGCGAGUGACGGACGCGUUGGGAAUGCGCAAUACGUGGUUGGGUGAAGACCUCGGACGGCAUGUCGACACAGCAAAGGCGUAUGCGACGCUCCGGAACGGCAGUGCGGUUGAGAUCCCUUUGCCGCUGCGCGGAAGCGAUAGUCUGAUCGGUGCAGCUGCCGGAAUCCGAAGUUGUGUUUCCGACCUACUGGAGCUGUACCGCGGAUUUAUGGCUGCGGGAAACUCGGCGCUGGGCUUGCAGACAACUCGCGGCGGCGGCGGCAACAACAACCCACUGCGACAACUCCCGACGCUUUGGAAGCCUCACAUCGCGCUACCGUUCCCCUCGCUCCGCGAGUACACUUACGCCCUCGGCUGGGUGCGAGCAGAACUACCCACGCAGCUCUCAUUCACAGGGCCAGACACCGUGCCACCAGAGAGCCCCUACCUCCUCCCGCCGAUCGUCGGCUUCGGCGCACCGAGCCGGCUCGCGCUCGUGCACUCGGGCAACCUUCCGGGAUCCGUCGCCUACGCAGCGCUAUUCCCCGAAUCCAGCGCGGCGGUAGUAGUUCUCGCAAACAGCGUCGCACUAACCGACACCGCUCGCCUAGUCGCGGGCGUUCUCAUCGACGCGCUAUUCGCACCAUCCGACAGCUCGCAGCAACGCCGCGAAGAACGCUGGAACGAGCACAUUUCGUACGCGCGGGUGACCGCCGAGGCGGGAAAACACUGGGUCGAGCGGAUGGCGCGCGAGCUCCACGGUGGAAAAACCGUGCGCCGUCCUGUGCGCCCGCUGCACGCGUAUACUGGCCGCUACUGGAAUGGCCUGGGGAACUUCUAUAUCGACGUGCGCGUCGUGGGAAACGCGCUGCAGGUGCUAUUUCUCGGCACUGAGGAUAACGCGUUCGCGCUGGAGCCGUGGAGGAAAGAUAGUUUCUUUUGGUUGACCACCGAUCAUGAUGGCCUGGCGGCGAAGGCGAGGUAUACGACGUGGUCGGCGGAGUACUAUGUUCUCAGCUUUGGCUGCGCGAGGAAAGGGGCGCCGGGAUGUCUCGUCUGGAAACAUGAGGCUGCUGUGGCGGGUGACGGAGAGGUUUUUUGGAAGGACGAGCAGAUGCCGCGGCAGCGGAAGCAGCUGCAGACGGUGGUAAGGUCUUAGGAUGGGGUUGUGCAGACGUUUUUCUUCAUCCUUCCCUUCUACCCGCGUUUCGUUCUUGUUUUCGGCCGGCGCUUGUGCGGUUCGGAGGACAGAGAGUUCUUUCU